GGGCGGGCCGGGCCGGGCGGAGGGAGGAAGUGUGGGGCAGUCGCAGGGGCUCCCGGGCCGCCGCCGCGAGUCCUCCGUGGGGUCGGGCCAUGGAGCCGCCGCUCUACCCGGUGGCCGGGGCCGCGGGGCCGCAGGGCGAAGAGGACCGGCUGGGGGUCCCCGACGGGCCCGAGGCCCCGCUGGACGAGCUGGUGGGCGCCUACCCCAACUACAACGAGGAGGAGGAGGAGCGCCGCUACUACCGCCGCAAGCGCCUCGGCGUGCUCAAGAACGUGCUGGCGGCCAGCGCGGGCGGCACGCUCACCUACGGCGUCUACCUGGGCCUCCUGCAGAUGCAGCUGAUCCUGCACUACGAUGAGACCUACCGGGAGGUGAAGUACGGAGACAUGGGGCUGCCCGACAUCGACAGCAAGAUGCUGAUGGGCAUAAACGUGACGCCUAUCGCGGCCCUGCUCUACACCCCUGUGCUCAUCAGGUUUUUUGGCACCAAGUGGAUGAUGUUCCUGGCCGUGGGCAUCUAUGCCCUCUUUGUCUCCACCAACUACUGGGAGCGCUACUACACGCUUGUGCCCUCAGCUGUGGCCCUGGGCAUGGCCAUCGUGCCUCUUUGGGCCUCCAUGGGCAACUACAUCACCAGGAUGGCGCAGAAGUACUACGAGUACUCCCACUACAAGGAGCAGGAUGAGCAGCGGCCUCAGCAGCGUCCGCCGCGGGGCUCCCAUGCGCCCUAUCUCCUGGUCUUCCAAGCCAUCUUCUACAGCUUCUUCCAUCUGAGCUUCGCCUGCGCCCAGCUGCCCAUGAUUUAUUUCCUGAACCACUACCUGUACGACCUGAACCACACGCUGUUCAACGUGCAGAGCUGCGGCACUAACAGCCAUGGCAUCCUCACCGGCUUCAACAAGACGGUUCUGCGGACACUACCGCGGAGCCGAAACCUCAUCGUGGUGGAGAGCGUGCUCAUGGCGGUGGCCUUCCUGGCCAUGCUGCUGGUGCUGGGCUUGUGCGGCGCCGCUUAUCGGCCCACCGAGGAGAUCGAUCUGCGCAGCGUGGGCUGGGGCAACAUCUUCCAGCUGCCCUUCAAGCACGUGCGUGACUUCCGCCUGCGCCACCUCGUGCCCUUCUUUAUUUACAGCGGCUUUGAGGUGCUUUUUGCCUGCACUGGCAUCGCCCUGGGCUAUGGCGUGUGCUCCGUGGGGCUGGAACGGCUGGCCUACCUCCUCGUGGCUUACAGCCUGGGUGCCUCAGCUGCCUCAGUCCUGGGCCUGCUGGGGCUGUGGCUGCCACGGCCUGUGCCCCUGGUGGCUGGGGCGGGGCUGCACCUGCUGCUCACACUCAGCCUCUUUUUCUGGGCCCCUGUGCCUCGGGUCUUGCACCACAGCUGGAUCCUAUACGUGGCAGCCGCCCUCUGGGGUGUGGGCAGUGCCCUCAACAAGACUGGACUCAGCACACUCUUGGGAAUCCUGUAUGAGGACAAGGAGAGGCAGGACUUCAUCUUCACCAUCUACCACUGGUGGCAGGCCGUGGCCAUCUUCAUCGUGUACCUGGGCUCCAGCCUGCCCAUGAAGGCUAAGCUAAUGGUGCUGCUGGUGACGCUGGUGGCGGCCGCGGCCUCGUACCUGCGGAUGGAGCAGAAGCUGUGGCGGGGCGUGGUCCCGCGCCAGCCCCGCAUCCCGCGGCCGCAGCACAAGGUGCGCGGCUACCGCUACCUGGAGGAGGACAACUCCGACGAGAGCGACGCGGAGGACGAGCGCGGCGGUGGCGGCCGGGGAGACGGCGCGGAGGAGGAGGCGCCGCCCGCUGGGCCCCGGCCCGGCCCCGAGCCCGCCGGCCUGCACCGCCGGCCCUGCCCCUACGAGCAGGCGCUGGGGGGCGACGGGCCCGAGGAGCAGUGAGGGGCGGCCCGGGCCGGCCCGCAGGUCAGGUCGGGGCCUCUGCGAGCCCUGCACUGUCUUCGGGAAGGACCCUCUGUCCCGCCCAGGGAACGCCCCUCCAAGGCCCAGGGUCACCUGGAACUUCCGCAGCCCCCUGCAGGGCGGGGCGGGGCCUGGAGACCCGGGCCAGGCCCAGGGUUGGAAAGCGCACCCGAAACCCCAGGGGCCGUCCCCAGCGCGCGCCCAGCCCUGGAGGGGCCAGGAUCUCCCCUGCAGCGGGCGCCCCAGUCCCGCCCGCGCACUGGCCCGGACGCGGGUGAUGCGCACUUUGCACCUUCUAUGCCCAAGGUCCGCCGAGAGCCUCGACUUUUUAUAGAAAAUGAGCAAUAAAGAGAUUUUGUAUUGUCCUGA
Messenger RNA from Propithecus coquereli (Coquerel's sifaka), 2282 nucleotides. RefSeq names its product unc-93 homolog B1 (C. elegans) (gene UNC93B1). Gene Ontology annotation, biological process: intracellular protein transport; toll-like receptor 9 signaling pathway; toll-like receptor signaling pathway. Bases 90 to 1892 code for a protein of 600 amino acids. The transcript has 11 exons. Gene Ontology annotation, molecular function: Toll-like receptor binding. NCBI's taxonomy places the organism in Eukaryota, Metazoa, Chordata, Mammalia, Primates, Indriidae. The record is from RefSeq and is a predicted model, not a curated record. Gene Ontology annotation, cellular component: lysosome; endosome.